Doryrhamphus excisus (bluestripe pipefish) is the source of this 1857-nucleotide messenger RNA. RefSeq names its product transcobalamin II (gene tcn2). Gene Ontology annotation, molecular function: cobalamin binding. Gene Ontology annotation, biological process: cobalamin transport. The record is from RefSeq and is a predicted model, not a curated record. Lineage: Eukaryota; Metazoa; Chordata; Actinopteri; Syngnathiformes; Syngnathidae.
CAAAUGACAGGUCAUGUGACAGGGAAAUUUUAAAGAGUUGUUGUCUCUGCCCGGUUACUACUCGUCUUAGUGCUGGAUUGGACUGACGCUGUCUAGACUCUAGAGGUAAACAAGAAUGUAUCAUCUAGCGUUUCUCUACGGACUGCUGUCUUUUGUCUCUAGUUUACCUUGUGAUACAUCUGGACCCAACAGUGAGCUACUGCUUUCACUGAAUAAGGAUCUUCUUCGCUCCCUGGAGAGACUGGAAGGACUCCCCAAUCCCAGUGUCCACUUGGCAUUACGACUCUCAGACACCCACAACCUUGUCAAAGAGGGGCAACACCUGAACAGACUGAAAAAUCAUUUACACAAUGACAUUCAAAGCGGCCUCGCUCUCAGCCAACCUGUGGUUGGACGCUUGGCGUUGUACACACUGGCCUUGAAGUCAUCAUGUUAUGAUCUCAACACAAUCACCUUCACUGUUGGUGACAAGAGUGAGACGCUGCUGACGCACCUCAAGAAGCAGAUGGAGCAAGAGAAAGAAUACAUUUCCUUCAGCCAACGCCCUUUGACCAACUAUUACCAGUACUCACUGGGUGUGCUCGCUCUGUGCGUGAGCGGCAUCAGGGUCAACAACCACAUCGCCAACAAACUCAUUAAAGCAGUAGAACAUGACUAUUUCACACAUGGCGACACCGUCAGCAUCGAUACCUAUGCAAUGGCGGCAAUGGCCUUGCAGUGUGUGAAGAAUGCCGGUUCCCAUAUUCACAAUGCUGCUGAGCUUGAGACAGCCCUGACCAAGAUCAAGCAGAAGCUCUUGGCAUCACGAAGGCCCGAUGGUCAUAUUGGCAAUGAGUUCAGCACUGGUCUUGCUGUACAAGCUCUACUGGCGAUGGGCAGCCAGGUGUCAGCGUGUGCUGCUCCAAUGGAGGCCAUGAGGAGGGAUGCCAGAGGCAACACGUACCACAACCCCAUGGCCAUAUCUCAGGUCCUGCCAGCUCUCCAGCAGAAAUCCUACUUGGCUGUCCAAAGCAAGGAGUGCCUCAAUGAAGAAGACACUUUGGUUCUUGAGCCCAUCGACCCUGUGGUAGUUUUGCCCAGUGACACCAAAGUGGCUGUGAUGGUGGAAGUGGUGACAUCCAGCGGGUCAUCUGCUGUUUAUUCCCUGGAUGUACCAAAGGGAAGCUCUCUGUUGGCGGCCCUCCAACUCCUCAAGGGAAAAAAUGUUGGCUUCACGUUUGAGCAGGAAUCAAGCCUGUGGGGGCCAUUCUUAAGUGUGGUGAAUGGAGAGCGGGCCAGACAGAGCGACCGCAGAUACUGGCACCUAUCCUCUGGUGACGCUGCUCUCACCCAAGGUAUUCGUGAUUUCAAAAUAGAAGUGGAUCAAAAGAUAACCAUCAAAAACACAAGCUUUUAAGAGUGCCAUUGAUCACUAGUGAUCAUUUUCGACCAAAGAAAACAACUUUGAUUUCUUUCAACCCAUUUUUUUGUUUGUAAUUGUUUCAUUGCAAAUAGAUAUGACUGAAGAGACUGUGGUAAUCAUAUAAAAGGGAGAUUUUUUAAUGUAUUUUCUUUUAUAAAGGUUUAAAAAAUGAAAUGGGAAUGUUCGUGUUAUGUUGCCUUUAAUCUUCUUGGGUACUAGGGACUUAUUUCUUGUUUCAUAUUUGUUCUUCAUUUUGGUUGUGUUAACUUCAAUCCACCCAUUUUCUAUACUGCUUGUCCUGACUGGGGUCACAUGUAUACUUCAGGGGAGAAGGUGAUCAAAAAUGCCAAAUAAAGAAUUAUUAUUCGUGCAGUGGGAGGUAGAGAAAGUUGGAAAGGAUUCUGUCAGGCGCCACAACUGAGAUAUGGCCCUCAAUAAAGACGAAUUUGACGAUG